CACGGAGCAUUUUUUUUCGUCAGCUGCUCGCAGCUGAGUGAGUCGCAGCUGCCCCGUCCGCUCCUCAGAUUCACUGUUAGCUCAAUUUGCAUCGCAAAAAAAACCAAAAACGCCGCUUUACGCGACGGCUACAUGGCCGCUCUUCUCGCUGUUUCGCCCCCUCCCACCGGCCGCCGUCGAGUGAACUUCGCCUGACGGGGACGUCAAGCGGCGCAGAGUGGAGUGUUCGUCGCUCCGUCGCCGACAGUUUGAGGACGACAACAGAGCAGAAACAACCGGAGCUAACGUUGGCGGACGAGCUAAUGCUAGCUUGCCAACGCAAUGGCAGACAGAUGUGUCCGAGAUGAUGUAAGGCACCUCUGCCUGUAUUGACCAAGAUGGCUGAAGUCCAGGCCACAGUGGAGUUCUCUGUGGAGCUCCACAAGUUCUACAAUGUGGACCUGUUCCAAAGAGGGUUCUACCAGAUGCGCGCCAGUCUUAAGGUGCCUCCUCGUGUUCCACACAAAGUUGAGACCAGUCUCCUUCAUCCAGGAGGCUCUGAUUUGGCGUUUCCUGCUUCAGCCCAGGAUGAUUUCAUCAGCAGCAAAACUUUCCAAAUCUUGUAUAAGAACGAAGAGAUCGUGGUCAACGACGUUCUGCUCUUCAAAGUGAUGAUGCUUCUGGAUGAGAAGAAGGUGGAAGAGUCUCUCAACGAGAUGGAUUUUCAGCUCUUCCUGGAUUUGUAUUUCACAGAUGGCGAUUACACACCAGAAGACCCAAGCUCUCUGCAGAACAUCAGCGGCCGCAUACUUCACUUGCACUUUAGCCUCCAGCGGGGCAUCCACCAACACAUCAACGUCAUGUUUGACUACUUCCAUCUGUCCGUCAUCUCUGUGGCCAUCCACGCCUCCCUCGUGGCACUACAUCAACCCCUAAUCAGUUUUCCUCGACCUGUGAAAUCCACAUGGCUGAACCGAAACGCUCCGCAGCAGAGCAAAGAUUCAAUCAUCCCGCCUCUAGAGAGUGUCGUGUUUGGCAGCAGCUACGUGAAGCAGGUGUCGCCAGAUGGGAGAACAUUCCUGGUAUCAGACAACUGUCUUCAACAUGCCUUCAGCAUGCACCACAACCUUUGCUCCACUCUCCUAAUAGCCUACCGGGGCCUCUUUGAUUACUUUACCUCCAUAACCAAGGACCUGCCCUCCUCCCAUCGUAUGGAACUAGCCAAGCCCAGCAUGCAGGCCCUAUAUGAGCGAGUACUCAGAAGACCGUAUCCCCGAGGGCAAAGGCACGUCUACAUAGAACAACUUGACUUAGAGGCCCGUCUGGCUGAGCUGUGUGAACAAGUAAAGCUGAAGGCAGAGUCGCCCGAUGAGCUUGCAGAACUUGUUAAUAUGAACCUGGCGCAGCUCUGCUCUCUGCUCAUGGCUCUCUGGGGACAGUUCCUGGAAGUCGUGACGCUGCAGGAGCACGUUGCUGCCCUGCUGGCGGUGGAGCACCACACACUAAGAGUGAGACGGUUUGCUGAGGCUUUCUUUUGUCUUGAGCAUCCAAGGCAGUCUGCUCUGGCAUAUCAGGAGCUACAUGCUCACAGCCACCAGCAGAUGACCAACGCCAUCAAAAGCUCCAGCUACUUCUUGUGUUUGCCUCCACUACCGGUGGAAUGUGCAGAACUCGACGGGGACGUGAGCUCCUUGCCAGUCAUCUUUGAGGAUCGAUACCUUGAAUCUAUCACUGAAGAUCGUGACGGACCCUGGCUAGGCAUGCACAAUACAAGAACCGCCUCAGUUUCCAGUAAGACCGACAAGUUAAACGCGAAGGACUGCAGCGCGUCCGCCAGCGCAAUACCCGAGUCUCGGAGUGCGCUCCUGGAUAACACCUGGCCAGAAAACUUCGAUCCACCCCCUAAGACCAAAGGGAAGUCCGUAAAACUGAAGAAAAACUCAAAGGCCGAGAACUCCAAGAAGCUGACCAGACAGGGUUCCAAGGACUCCGUGGUUUUAGUGGGUUAUAAGAACCUUAAAGCCCCCCAUAGCAAUAUUAGCACAAAGUACAAAGAAGAGGAGGGUUCUGUUAACCAAGAUGAGGAGCAAGACGCCUCGCGGCUCGACUCGAGUAGCUAUUCACGGACUAAUGCAAGUUCUGUUUUUGACUCUAGUGGGACUUCAAAAAUGUCUGGUAACAGUGCUGACGACUCUGUCACAGGCUACAGUGUAACUGCUGCUGCUUGUAAUAAAGCUGUUUUUACAAAUCUUUGUGCUUUGGACUCAAGGAGCAGCCCUCAGGCUGGUACUGGGGCUGUUAUCACAGGUCAACAAGUUCCUAAAGGUGUUCCCGCAGACCCCGUCGGCCAAAACCGCCCGCAGUGGUCUUCCAGCUCAACGGAAAACGAGUCAAAACCAAGUAACAAGGACACCAUCCAAGGCGAUAAAGUAAACGUCCUUCUGCCAAGUCAGACGGGUACAAGUUAUAGCAGCGAUAUCCCCAAGAUCACCCAGACGGACCUUUGUGACGGCCAGCGGUCUGCAGCGGAACCGGGCAAAGCCGCGGCGCCGCGCGGUCAGCCCUGCCUCGUCUCGGUGCAGGUGAAGAGCGACUCCAUCAGGUUCCAAGACGUAGGGGCCCCCGCCGCCUCUUCUCGCCUCUCGGACUCCGGCAUCGAGAGCGAGCCCAGCUCCUUCGCCACUCAGCUGGUCCUAGGACCACAGGCGGGGCCGGGCUCCGCCGAGUCGGCUCUCGCCGCCUCCCACGCGGAGAAGACCGCCGUCCCGUGUCCCGCUCCGCCGCCUGUCCCGCAGAGCACAGCGCAAAAGCCCGGCGGCACGGGAGACGUUCUGUGCCCGGAGAGUACGAGCGCCGUGAGCGGAGUCCAGUCGUCGCUUACUUCCAUCAACUCCCUGCCCUCGGACGACGAGGGCGAAGGUUCCUCUAAGAGCUCCGGCGGGGCCGAAGCCCGAGGCAGAAAGUCCAGCGUCUUGGUGCAAGAGCAGAGCGUCGUUUUCUCCGGAGAUGUUACUAAAAGAUUCGACGUGGCCUGCAUCCCUGACGUCGGCGCCGGCGACCUCCAGCCUGGCAGAAACGCGUCGGACCAGGAGACGGACUUCAGAGCCGCGGGGAGUUCAGACGUGGCGGCGGAGGAAGCCGGCGGGUCGGGGACGUCUAAGGAGCCCCGCAGCGAGGCCCACACGGCCUGCCCCUCCAGCAACUCCGCCACCAGCAGCACCGAUCUGGUAAAGCGCGGCAUGGUGGAGAAUUACUUCGGCUCGUGCUCCAGCACCGACGUGUCCGAGAUCAGCCCCGUGGAAACGUCCGCCAUCACCCUGGGGAUCCAGGCGGAAGCCCGGGGCGAGGAGGACGAGGACGAGCCGGAGCACGAGAUGAUCGAGAACGGCUACUACGAGGAAGGCGACGGCUACGACUUUGUGAACGGCGUCGAGGACGACGAUCAAACGGCGCCUGGGGUCGUUGCUCCUCAGGAGACUCGCCUCCUGUUUGAGCAGCUCGGCGCUGGUCUUCUCCACGAAACUAAGGAUUCAUCCAAAGCCCCUUUAUGCUCCAACCCAGCUGCCAGCAGGAUUAGGUAUAGUUUAAGCAAAUCUCCCUAUUCCUCCAGCUCCUUAUCAUCCAGCCUGCACUGGUAUGAAUGCGCGCCCACGCCACAGAUGAAAGCGUUCAUCAAGGCCAAAGAAGACAUGAAGCAGCUAAAGCUUCCCGGUUUCUUGUACAGCGAGGUCCCUCAGCUGGCAUCCACCGUUCCCUACUUCAGCUUGGAGGAGGAGGAGAGCUGCGAGGAAGGCAUCCAUCUCAUCGUGUGCGUCCAUGGCCUGGACGGUAACAGUGCAGACUUGAGGCUGGUGAAGACUUACCUGGAGCUUGGACUGCCUGGUGCUCGUAUAGACUUCCUAAUGUCGGAAAGGAAUCAGAAUGACACGUUUGCUGACUUUGAAUCAAUGACGGACCGCCUGCUGGAUGAAAUCGUUCAGUACAUUCAGAUUUACAGCCUCACCGUGUCAAAGAUAAGCUUUGUGGGACAUUCUUUGGGGAACCUCAUAGUUCGUUCAGUGUUAACCAGGCCCAGGUUUAAAUGCUACCUGAGCAAGCUGCACACGUUUCUGUCCCUGUCUGGACCUCACCUGGGCACGCUGUACAACAGCUCCGCUCUGGUCAACACAGGCCUCUGGUUCAUGCAGAAGUGGAAGAAAUCAGGAUCACUCUUGCAGCUGACGUGCCGUGAUCACUCUGACCCUCGGCAAACAUUUCUGUACAAACUCAGCAAAAAAUCCGGUCUGCAGUACUUUAGGAACGUGGUGCUGGUGGGGUCGCUGCAGGAUCGCUACGUUCCCUAUCAUUCAGCCCGAAUAGAGAUGUGCAAGACAGCAUUAAAAGAUAAACAAACAGGGCCCAUGUAUGCUGAGAUGAUCGAGAACCUGCUGCUGCCAGUCCUUCAGAACAAAGACUGUAAUUUGGUCAGGUAUGACGUGAUUCACGCCCUGCCCAACACAGCCAACUCGCUUAUCGGCCGGGCGGCACACAUCGCCGUCCUGGAUUCUGAGAUCUUUCUGGAGAAGUUCUUCCUGGUCGCCGGCCUCAAAUACUUUCAGUAGAACUGCAUCUGAAUCAAAACACUUGGCUGGACAAAAGGAAUGUGGUGCUGAUACCUCACUGCAACUACUUUUUAUUUUCUUUCUGGUAGUGGGAUUUAGAUUAUCUCCUUUUAAAAUGCACCUAAUUACCUUUCAAGCACAUUUCAGGAAAAAAAAAAUCAUGUUUUUUUUAUGUUUAUACUGGAAUCAGUAGAUGUGGAGUUUACCAUUUUUAUUUUUAUACCAUAAUUUUUUUUUUUUUUUUACUUUUUUUUGUGUUAAAUAAAUAAUUUCUUUCAUCAAGUUAUAUUUUAGUGUUAUUUAUGUGCUACGUUUUUAAUUUUAACAUUUAAUUAUUUUAAUUUUUUUCUUCGAGUUGAGAUAUUCUAAGAGCUGAACUGGAAAUGUAGCUGCUACAAAAUAAAAAUGGCUGUGGUUGGUGAGCUGUCCCAAGUCAAUUCUGCACAUACUGUUCCAAGCAUCGCAAAUGUUUUUUUCCACCGAUUUUAAGAGACAUUGCAUUUUUUGCACCUCAAGUACAUUUUACAAGCUUUUUUACUAAAAGUGUCAUUUGUAAAACGGUUACUUUUCUAUCAACAAAUCCCCUCUCACUGUUAAAGGCAAAGGUUGCGUUUUGAAAUAGGAUUGUCGCUGGGAUUUGUGCAGCUUCGGCUUUUUCCUGGACACUUCACACUGUGGAGUCCUCCGCACACGGACCCCGCCUGGGGGUUGGGAGACGAAAGCGUUGCCUUCAACACGGAGGCGUUUCAUUAUAAGGAUUCUAAGCAACAAUCGUUCAGAAGAAAAAGCACAUAUUGAAAGCUUUUGGUUAAACAUUUGGUUAUAAUUUAUGUUUCCUGAACAGCUGUUUAUAUAUAUAUAUACCGUUGUAAUCUACCAUUAAAAUGUAUUCUGUAAAUUAGAUACCCUAACUUGUCUGUUUUUAUGUUUGUUUUUGGAGAGAGAAAAAAAGACACUUCAAAGACUUUGGUAAAUUGUAGCAAAAAAAUGGUUUGAAAUCAUGUUAACGCCUGCCAAUACAAUUUUAUCCUACAAA
Molecule: messenger RNA, 5616 nt
Organism: Fundulus heteroclitus (mummichog)
Lineage: Eukaryota; Metazoa; Chordata; Actinopteri; Cyprinodontiformes; Fundulidae
Gene: fam135a
Product: family with sequence similarity 135 member A
Exons: 21
Coding region: 378-4580 (1400 amino acids)
Source: RefSeq, a predicted model, not a curated record